This is a messenger RNA of Pundamilia nyererei, 1098 nucleotides long. It is a transcript of the gene txnl4b, whose product is annotated as thioredoxin-like 4B. The transcript has 3 exons. The record is from RefSeq and is a predicted model, not a curated record. Gene Ontology annotation, biological process: mRNA splicing, via spliceosome. Gene Ontology annotation, cellular component: U5 snRNP; spliceosomal complex; U4/U6 x U5 tri-snRNP complex. Bases 89 to 538 code for a protein of 149 amino acids. NCBI's taxonomy places the organism in Eukaryota, Metazoa, Chordata, Actinopteri, Cichliformes, Cichlidae.
GGUGUCGCACACGACGCAAUGAUGACGCACUUCCCUCCCGGAAGUAAAACAACCGUACAGGGGGAGACGUUAGCUCGUUAGCCUCAAAAUGAGUUUGUUUUUGCACAAAUUAACGUGCAAAAAAGAUAUCGACGAAGUCAUUAAAGGGGUGGCAGAAAAAGUCGUGGUUUUACGGUUCGGCAGGGACGAUGACUCGGUGUGUCUGCAGCUCGACGAGAUACUCUCUAAAACGGCCCACGACUUGAGUAACAUGGCGUCCAUUUACAUCGUCGAUGUUGAUAAAGCUCCCAUUUACACGAGAUACUUCGACAUAAGCUACAUCCCCUCCACUGUCUUCUUCUUCAACGGACAGCACAUGAAGGUCGAUUAUGGCUCUCCAGAUCACACCAAGUUCGUUGGCAGCUUCAAAACCAAGCAAGAUUUCAUGGACCUGAUUGAAGUGAUCUACAGAGGAGCCAUGCGGGGGAAAAUGAUCGUCCAGAGUCCCAUAGAUCCUCAAAAUAUUCCCAAAUAUGAUCUCCUCUACCACGGGAUUUAGAAUCGGUGACUUUAUUCAUUAUGUGAUGGGCAAGAAACUCUGCAGAGUAGCACUGACGGCUGCUGAAUGAGUAACAAGAGACAUUCAGACUUUGAACCACAAAGUAGCUGUUUGAGGAAUACUAAAGUGCCUCCGAUUUAAAGACUGUUGAACAUUUAUUCUUUUUUUGUUGUUGUUCUUGUUGUAGAGAUCAAAUUACCGACAGUGUUUUUGCCUUUACUGUUUCUACUCCUGAUACUUUAAAGGUUCUUCUAAUUCACUUAGACAGGGAGUGUGACAGUAAGGAGGAUUGCGGGUUAGUAAAAACAGAUAUCAACAGAAGUGUUUUGCAAAUAUUUGAUGAUAUAGGAAAUGCAAACCUAAGGGAUGUAAAGAGUUUGACUGCAGGGUAGUCUCUACCAGUUUUUAACAGUACUAUGUGGGAGGCUGGAAAAACUGGAAUGAGUUCAAAUUUUACCUGUGUUAAGUAAUGGCAGGUGCGCACUCUGUAGUGGGAUUUGUCAAAUGUUUCAUAGUUUAUUUUGUUAACACUAAAAAAAUUUUUAUCAGUGAAAAAUAUA